AUGAUGCUGUCUCCUGAUUUGAGCCCUUUGCCUUGCUGUCGGCACCGUCGCAGGUGGCUGAGCGAAUCGGACUUGCAGCCACUGCUUCGGCCACUUAUGACGAGCCGUACCGCGUGGCUCGUCGCUUUGCUUCAAUGUUUCACCUCAGCAAUGGCAGAGCGGCAUGGAAAAUUUUACCCACUGGAA
Molecule: messenger RNA, 186 nt
Organism: Cyphellophora europaea CBS 101466
Lineage: Eukaryota; Fungi; Ascomycota; Eurotiomycetes; Chaetothyriales; Cyphellophoraceae
Exons: 1
Source: RefSeq, a predicted model, not a curated record